AUGGCCCUGGCAGCGACGCAACUUCUAAUUAACGACCAAGUAACAAUGGUCAACAACAACAAAAGUCAAGAACACAACUCGAACUCGACUUCUUCCAGUGGAGAACUGGAGGAACCAACCAAAGAGGAAAAGGGAUCUUCCCCAGAGUCAUCCGAGCGUCGAACCGGCAGCGAGGAGAGCGAUGAAAUCAACACGAGCCUCAGCUCGCUCCCACAAUCACAUGCACAGUUUCCCUUCAGCAAGCUCUAUCCAGCGCUUGUCAACCAACAGGAACUCAACAAACAGCUGAAUGCCGAGAGGAGCCAGUCCGACAUUUCCGCGAUGGAGAAGCAGCUACAGGAGCAGGCCUCCGAGCUAGACAUACUGAGGACGCAAGUGGCCCUGCUUCAAAAAGGCGCCGUAAUGCAGCAACAGUCGAUGAAGUUUCCCACGACGCCAAUCGGGCAGAGUCCCUUCCUGCUCCGCGCGCUGAUAGGAAAUCAGCUGUUGCACGCUAGCGAUCACAUGCAGCAGCAGCUAAACCAGACCUCGCCGCUGCAAGAAGUAAGCCAGCUAAAUCUACUCUCCAACCAACAAGCGCUCAAUCACCAGGCAAAUCUUCUGUCGCAGCUAAAACAGCCUCUGUAUCAGAUGGCUCGCUCGUUCAGUCCGUCCCAGCCAAGCAUGAGUCCAACGAAGAUUCCAAUCACAAGUCGUCCUAGUUGUCACUUCAGCGCUGCGAAAACAGCUUCUCUUCCGUCCCAGGCACAAUCCCCGAUCGAACUUGCGCAGCAAAACUUGGUCCUAUUCUCCUCCCAGAUCGGAAAAUCUGAUCCCGAGAACAGACGAAAUUCUCCCAGUCCUCCCACAAAAACACACGGCCAAUCGCCGUACGAGACAAAAAUUUACCGCGAACCGCGAAAAAACGCAUCUGAACACAUAAAACGACCAAUGAACGCGUUUAUGGUCUGGGCGAAGGAUGAAAGGCGAAAGAUUUUAACGCAAAAUCCAGACAUGCACAAUUCAAAUAUUUCAAAAAUUCUAGGCUCCAGAUGGAAACAAAUGUCCCCUGAACAAAAGCAACCAUAUUACGAGGAACAAGCGAGACUAUCCAAAGCGCACAUGCAAAAGUACCCAGACUACAAAUACAAGCCCAGGCCGAAGCGCACUUGCAUCCACAAUGGCAAGAAAAUGAGGAUAUCAGAGUACAAGGCGCUGAUGAAGCAGAAGAAGGAAUCCUUGGGGCACAAAUUUCCCUCGAUGGACACAGUCGAUCUGGAAUUCCCCUCGAGCCCGCCUGACAUGGUGAUUCAAGAAAUGCAGCCAGAAGUAGAAACCGAGUAA
Oikopleura dioica is the source of this 1323-nucleotide messenger RNA. NCBI's taxonomy places the organism in Eukaryota, Metazoa, Chordata, Appendicularia, Copelata, Oikopleuridae. The record is from the annotation of a GenBank genome assembly.